Molecule: messenger RNA, 6063 nt
Organism: Aspergillus pseudotamarii
Lineage: Eukaryota; Fungi; Ascomycota; Eurotiomycetes; Eurotiales; Aspergillaceae
Product: sterigmatocystin biosynthesis fatty acid synthase subunit beta
Exons: 4
Coding region: 1-6063 (2020 amino acids)
Biological process (GO): long-chain fatty acid biosynthetic process
Cellular component (GO): fatty acid synthase complex
Molecular function (GO): [acyl-carrier-protein] S-acetyltransferase activity; enoyl-[acyl-carrier-protein] reductase (NADH) activity; fatty acid synthase activity
Source: RefSeq, a predicted model, not a curated record
AUGAUCCAUUCGGACCGUGCAGUUCCAACCUCAUCGCCAGCUGAGAUGCAGGGCCGGCUUUCCCUAAUCUUCCAGGGCGUACUAGUCUCUUUAACUAUUAUUGAUCUUGACGAUUGGAAUUUUCUCCAGGGACAGAGAGACGAUUUUCUUUGGUCUCUUGUACAACUUCCCACAAGCAGCGAAUCAGCGCACGGUCCUAGAAGCCCAGUUGAAUUAGUGUUGUCUUUUAUUCGAUAUUUACUUGACCAGGAAGCAACACCUCCAUCAGCCCUUCGAGCAGUGGUCCGCGCGUUUGACGAUCAACUUUUACGGAACUCGGAGGUACAUGCGGUGAUAUCCCAGAUUACGAAGAGUCCAGCUGAACGUCAACGAUGGCUUGAGACAUACUACCGGGCAGCGUGUACGAUGCCCGGGGCGUAUGGGGGUCCUCAGAGCGCACUUUUGCAGGAGGCACUACGAGGGAACUUUCAGCUUGUGGGCAUCUUUGGAGGACAAGGGUCUAGAAAUACAGUAUGCAUCCAGGAGUUGAGGGAGCUUUACAAUACCUACCAGCCAUUCUUGGCCGAUCUUUUCCGCGUUGCUGGUGGCCGCCUUCGCGAUCUCUCCAGAUCUCCUGAGGCCAGUACUCAACUUAAUCAUCCUUUGGAUUUAGAAUCUUGGAUGCGCGAUCCACAAACUAUUCCAGGCCCGACAGAAAUGGCGGAGGCAACUGUUAGUAUGCCGAUCACAGGUCUGCUUAGCCUAGCCCGGUACGCCGUUUCAUGUCAUCUCCUGGGCCUUACACCAGGACAGUUGGGGUCCCAUUUCAGCAGCUUCGCGGGCCACUCCCAGGGCAUAUUAACUGCAGUGGUUGUUGCAUUGUCGGAUACAUGGGCAUCGUUCUACCAUUAUGCGGAAAUGGCCUUGGAACUUCUGUUUUGGAUUGGAUUUCAAUGCUACAAAUCCACACCACGAGUUUCCGUACCUGCAAAUACCGAGAUAUCUCCGUCGUGCAUGCUAGAUAUCUCUGGGAUGCAACUUUCCGAGGCCGAGUCAACAAUUGCUCAGAUCAAUGAAAGUCUCGAUUCCUCCGAGAAAGUACAUAUGAGCGUGGUGAAUACGCGUGAUCGGAUGGUGAUCGGAGGGCCUGCGGGAUCAUUAGCACGCCUGGACAGCUAUUUAACAUCGAUAGCUGCCUCCAGCAAUGAUCAGAACCGGGUUCCCUUUAGCAGCCGCAAGCCUAUAUUCACUCACGAAUUUCUUCCUAUCAGCAUUCCAUUCCAUACACCACACCUAAACGAUAUCGCAACUGAAUUGAAAACACGAUUUACCGACAAAGUGGUCAUCGGAGCCCAGCUCCGGCUGUCAGUUCGGCAUACCAGGAGUGGACACGAUAUCAAGCAGUCGUCGACUUCAAACCUGAUUCCGAUGUUGAUAGAUGCCAUCCUGCUUGAGAUUUGUGAUUGGCCCGCAACUCUGGCACUCCCUGGGUCCACCACUCACAUCCUUUCAUUUGACCCCGUCAUGGCUCCGUUGGCCAAGCUGAAUGUAGAUGGACGCGGGAUUCGAAUAAUAAGCGCCCUCCAGACUGAUAAACGGGAUGAGGAAAUGGGGAACAUAGUUGACCUGCUGUCCCCAUCACUUCUCGAUUCGUCCACCAAAAUCCGGCCAUGGGGCCAGCGGUUCCGACCACGAUUAUCAGCAUCGGCUGGAGGCCUAGUUCGAUUAGAAACCAGACUCACAGAGCUGUUAGGUACACCCCCCGUCAUGGUCGCUGGUAUGACGCCGACUACAGCGCAUUGGGAUGUUGUUUCGGCCAUCGUCAACGCCGGUUAUCAUGUGGAGCUGGCUGGUGGGGGUUAUUAUAAAGAAGAUGAUCUCUCAACGGCGGUCAAGAAAGUGCUUCAAAGCAUCCCUCAAGGGCGGGGGGUCACGGUCAACUUAAUAUACGCAAACCCGAAGGCCAUUAGCUGGCAAAUCCCUCUGCUGCAGCAACUGUCUCGAAACCAGUAUCACAUCCAGGGCCUAACCAUCGGAGCUGGGGUGCCAUCUGCCGAGAUAGUGGCCGAGUAUAUUAACUCUAUAGGAAUUCAGCAUAUCUCCCUCAAGCCAGGAUCCGUGCCAGCGAUACGGGAUGUAAUCGAUAUCGCCAAGGCACACCCGAACUUUCCAAUAAUCAUGCAAUGGACUGGAGGGCGUGGGGGCGGCCAUCACUCUUUCGAAGACUUUCAUGCCCCGAUGCUAAGCAUGUAUGCCGCUAUACGUAGAUGUACGAAUAUAUAUCUGGUGGCAGGGAGUGGAUUUGGAAAUACUGAUGAUAUCUACCCUUACCUCACGGGUACUUGGUCCAUUGAGCUCGGGUACCCCGAGAUGCCCUUUGAUGGAGUCCUGCUGGGCAGUCGCAUGAUGGUGUCUCAAGAGGCACAUACAUCUCAGGCAGUGAAGGAGCUUAUAUGUAAUACGCCAGGGGUAUCCGACAAUGAAUGGGAGAAAACAUAUACCGGUUCUGCAGGAGGCAUCGUCACUGUGAAAUCGGAGAUGGGGGAGCCUAUACAUAAGAUUGCCAAUCGUGGUGUCAUGCUAUGGGCGGAGAUGGAUAAAACGGUCUUUAACCUUCCGAGGGAGGAUCGGAUCGCCUAUCUCAUGAAGAACAGAAAAUACAUAAUCGAGCGACUCAACUCUGACUACGCCAAACCCUGGUUCGGCCGCGACUCGAAAGCUAAUGUGGUCGAGAUUAGCCAGAUGACAUACAUGGAAGUCUUGCGCAGGUUGGUAGAGCUGAUGUAUGUCGAUCACCAGAAGCGGUGGAUUGAUGCGUCAUAUAUCCGUUUGGUCCAGGAUAUCGCCUCGAGGACAUUAGAACGACUGACGGUAGGCGAUGGAGAAGCAGUGUCCACCUCGACUUUGGAAGAAGACCCAAAUGUGUUCCUGGAAAGCCUUGUAAAGGUGUGCCCCUUAGCGGGCGUCCAACUUCUCAGUCCCGAAGAUGCAUCCUUUUUCAUCGCAAGAUGCAAAGAGCCUGGGCAAAAGCCAGUGAACUUUAUCCCGACCCUUGACGAUGACUUCGAGUUUUACUUCAAGAAAGACUCCCUCUGGCAGUCCGAGGAUCUUGACGCUGUUGUCGGCCAAGAUGCUAGCCGAGUUUGCGUGCUUCAUGGCCCAGUGGCCGCCGCACACUCCACACGAUCGGAUGAAUCCGCCCAGGAUAUUUUAGACGGGAUUGUGUACGGUCUGAUUGACCGAUUCCAGAAGUCUCGUCGAAGAAUCGGCGUAGAGACCCAGCAGGAGAGUCGCUGUCAGACUCCUGACUCCUGUUCCACUGCGUCAAGUGGACCGGAAUCAGAAGUUUCUGAGGCUGAGAGCGAGACCUCCGUCGCGUCCAGCACUCUGGAGCAGCCUGUUCAUGCUAUUAUGGGCGCGCUCCAGGCAUUAUUGUUUGACAAAUAUAUUACGCAGGGUCACAAACGUAGAGAGAACCCAUUUCGUUCACUACUUGACUCUCCCCGGCACAUCGCCAAACAUUUCAAUUUUGAAAGGUCUGAGUUAGUGGUCCCGGUGCCUUCUAACUCUGAAUCGAGGUCAUGCAUUAAAGUACAGUGUCACAAUGGUCGAGACAUUGUAGUUGAGGUGCAUCAGCCUAGUGCAUAUAGUCAGAGCUCGGUGGUGUUACCCCUCAGGUAUAAUUUUGACACAAGCAGCCGGGCUAUAACCGAAGUCAUGGAGGGUCGAAAUGCGCAAAUCAAGUCUUUUUACAGUAAAGUAUGGUUUGGCAAGGAUAUUGACCCGAACCUGACGGUUCAUUCCACAUUCCAUGGCCCAGAGGUGACUCUCACCCGGCGCUUGCUGACUGACCUGUCAUUGGCAACUGGUUGUGCUUUCGAGAAUAAAGACCUCCCGUUUUCGAGCUCUGAUACGCUGCCUAUUAACGUUGGCAUCCUGGCUGCCUGGGAAUCGUUAACCCAGCCACUCGUGCUCAAGGAUAUCGAUGGUGAUCUUCUAGCUCUGGUUCAUCGAUCAAACAAAUUUGAGUAUGUUGAAGGGGCCACUCCGUUAUCGUUGGGCGAUACAGUAACCUCGACGGCGCGUGUGAAAGCCGUCACAAUCGAGGCUGCUGGCAAGUUGGUCCUAGUCGAAGCUAUCAUCUAUCGAGACGCCAAAGAGGUGAUGGUAGUCACGUCUGAAUUUCUUUUUCGUGGAGAGUUUCAUGACUUUGAAAACACGUUCAGACGUACCAGGCACCAAAGGUGGGCUGUUACCGCGUCUUCAGAUGAGGAUGAGGCUGUCCUCCGUGAUAGGGAGUGGCUCCACCUUGAUACUGACUCUCCUUCAAUCAUUGGACAAUCACUUAUAUUUGAACUGGAAUCCUUUGUCACCUACCAGAGCAUAGCCAAAUUUGGGAGUUUACAAGUUCAAGGCUCCGUCUUUCUCGACUGUGGAACUGGAGAACGACAGAAGAAUGGCUCAGUCAGCUUCCAAUACGGUCCAUGCCUUGGAAACCCUGUCCUUGACUUCCUCGAGCGAAAAGGAACACUGAUGUCAGGAGCUCGGGUCGAACUGGAAAAGCCGGGUUGGUCUGGGAAGUCUUCCAUCGACGUACAGAUGCCGAAGGACGGCCACCAGUACAGCCACAUUUCAAAGGACUACAACCCAAUUCAUACGUCACCGACCUUCGCACAACUUGCAAAUCUUCCAGGGACAAUCUGCCAUGGCAUGUAUACCUCCGCUGUGGCUGCUGCAGCCCUUGAUCACCUUGUGUUGGAUGGCGACCGACAAAGAGUUAGGCGGUUCGAGGUGUCGUUUGUGGAUAUGGUGUUGCCGUUAGAAUCGCUAGUGGUCCAUCUGCAGCACAUUGCCAUGGCUCAAGGCCGCAUGUGCUUCAAGAUUGAAGUGGUUCGAAAGAGCGAUUCUAGAAAGGUCAUGGAAGCUGAUGUGGAGGUUGAACAAUCUGGGACAGCCUAUCUGUUUACUGGUCAAGGGAGCGCAUCCCAGGGUAUGGGUAUGGACCUCUACAAGAGCAGCCCAUUAGCCAAGGCCAUUUGGGAUGAUGUUGAUAAACAGUUUAAGGAUACCUAUGGGUGGUCACUACUUGAAAUUGUCAAGAACAACCCCAAACACCUCACGGUACACUUUGGAGGUAAGAAAGGGAGAGCUAUCAGAGACACCUAUCUGUCCAUGUCGACUACCGUGGUUCUACCGGAUGGUAGCACCACAGAGCGCCCUCUGCUGCCAAAUUUGACACCCAAUUCCGCGUCUUACACUUUCUCGGAGCCUCGUGGCCUGUUAUUUGUCACCAUGUUCACCCAGCCUGCCAUUCUUGUUUUGGAAAAGGUCGCCUUCGCCGUGCUGAAGGCGAAAGGAUACAUUCAGGAAGGAGCGAUGUAUGCUGGUCACUCUCUUGGUGAGCUAGGAGCGUUGAGUUCCCUCCUCGACCGAGUCUCGAUUUGGGCCAUCGCGCAGAUUGCCUUUUAUCGUGGGCUUAUUAUGAGGUAUUCUUCAAACACGGGAGCCAAGGAGGGCCCUGAGUUUGGGAUGAUAGCCGCGAACCCAAAACGGGUUGGUAAAGGUUUCACACCUAAGGACCUGUCCCACAUUGUUCGGGCAAUAUCUGCUGAAAGCCAGCAGCUGCUGGAAAUUGCCAACUUCAACGUGGAAGGAGAGCAGUAUGUCUGCACAGGAACUACUGCGAACCUCUAUGUCCUUGGCAAAGUUCUUGACCAAAUCGUGCACGGCAAGCAGCCCCUAGAGGCUUCCAAUAGUCUUGAAAGUAUUAUCGCAAAGCUUGUACAGGAAAGCAACCAGCUUUCUGCUCCAAUCAAGCUGGAGCGCGGCCGAGCAACCAUUCCUCUGUCUGGGAUCGAUACGCCCUUCCAUUCAAGCCAUUUACGGACUACGGUGGAUGCGUAUCGUUCAUUCCUGCUUAGGUCUGAUGUGGCUAAUUGGCAAGGAGAGAUUGGAAGGUUGGCUGGCCGAUAUGUGCCCAAUGUCAUCGGCAAGCCUUUCUCCUUGGAAGUGGAUUACAUCAAGAAGGUAUUCGACAUCACCGGGAGUCCUGUUCUACGAGAAAUACUAGGGAGUAUCCAGUGA